This is a messenger RNA of Ailuropoda melanoleuca (giant panda), 942 nucleotides long. RefSeq names its product ubiquilin 4 (gene UBQLN4). Gene Ontology annotation, molecular function: polyubiquitin modification-dependent protein binding. Gene Ontology annotation, biological process: ubiquitin-dependent protein catabolic process. The transcript has 6 exons. The record is from RefSeq and is a predicted model, not a curated record. Lineage: Eukaryota; Metazoa; Chordata; Mammalia; Carnivora; Ursidae. Gene Ontology annotation, cellular component: cytosol. The annotation marks the transcript as partial.
CCCAGAACCUUUCCCUCCUCCCAGUUUGGCAACAAUCCCUUCUCUUCCCUGGCCGGGAACUCCGACAGCUCGUCCUCCCAGCCUCUGCGGACUGAGAACCGAGAGCCCCUCCCUAACCCCUGGAGCCCCUCGCCCCCCACCUCCCAGGCCCCCGGGUCCGGGGGGGAGGGCACCGGAGGAUCGGGGACCAGCCAGGUGCACCCGACAGUCUCGAACCCUUUUGGGAUCAAUGCGGCUAGCCUGGGGUCAGGGGUGUUCAGCAGCCCAGAGAUGCAGGCCCUCCUCCAGCAGGUCUCUGAAAACCCCCAGCUGAUGCGGAACGCGCUCUCAGCCCCCUACAUGCGCAGCAUGGUGCAGACGCUGGCCCAGAACCCCGACUUCGCUGCCCAGAUGAUGGUGAAUGUGCCGCUGUUCGCGGGGAACCCCCAGCUCCAGGAGCAGCUCCGCCUUCAGCUCCCGGUCUUCCUCCAGCAAAUGCAGAACCCGGAGUCCCUUUCCGUCCUCACCAACCCCCGGGCCAUGCAGGCGCUCUUGCAGAUCCAGCAGGGCCUACAGACCCUGCAGACCGAGGCCCCCGGGCUGGUACCCAGCCUUGGCUCCUUUGGGAUGUCCCAGACCCCGGCACCCCCGGCAGGCAGCAACCCCGGGUCUGCACCCGAGGCCCCCACCUCCUUGCCGGCACCCCCUGCCGCGUCUCCUGCCACGUCUGCCGCGGGGGCUUCCAGUACUCAACAGCAUCUCAUGCAGCAGAUGGUCCAGCUGUUGGCUGGUGGCGGCGGGAGCUCGCAGGUGCAGACACCGGAAGUGAGGUUCCAGCAGCAGCUAGAACAGCUCAACUCCAUGGGCUUCAUCAACCGCGAGGCCAACCUGCAGGCCCUGAUUGCCACAGGAGGGGACGUCAACGCAGCCAUUGAGAGACUCCUGGGCUCGCAGCUCUCCUAA